This is a messenger RNA of Suricata suricatta (meerkat), 2923 nucleotides long. It is a transcript of the gene SAXO2, whose product is annotated as stabilizer of axonemal microtubules 2. The record is from RefSeq and is a predicted model, not a curated record. The transcript has 4 exons. The coding region runs from base 1 to 1449 and encodes 482 amino acids. Gene Ontology annotation, biological process: microtubule anchoring. Lineage: Eukaryota; Metazoa; Chordata; Mammalia; Carnivora; Herpestidae. Gene Ontology annotation, molecular function: microtubule binding. Gene Ontology annotation, cellular component: axonemal microtubule; cytoskeleton; sperm flagellum.
AUGUGCAAGCCCACGAGCUUUCAGCCCGUGCCAGCUUUCCCCAUCUCCAGCUUCCCAUCCAAGCCUGACUGCAGCCCCGUCCCCUCCAAGCGGUCCCCUUGGGGAUCUGGCCGGCCCGGAGAGAAGCGGCGCCAUCGCUGUCCACGUGGAGCCACAAGGAUUCACGACGCGCCUGACGUCCCUCGCCCCACGACUGAGUAUUUGGAAAACUACCCUACGCAUGGCAGCGUUCCUCCACCCCAGAGCCUUAAGCCCAAGGCAGAAUUCCAAGCAGCCCAUGGCAAAAUGGAAGGGAUAACGACAUUUAAAUCGGAUUAUCGUCCUUAUGAAAUAGUCAAACAGCCUCGCCACGUCCCAGAGGAAUAUAAACCAAAGCCGGGGGAGAUUGAUCUGGGCACGACCUACAAACGGGAUUUCGGGUCUUACAAAGUGCAGCCUGUGGCCAUCGCCCGGCCUUUGGAGAGACAACACGUUCAACAAGGAAAGGUGGACACUGUCCCAACCUAUAAAGAUGAUUAUAGAACUUGGGACAUUCAGAAAAUGGACCUUUGUAAACCAGAACAAGCUUAUCAUCCCCCCACUGUGAAAUUCGGAAAUUCAACCACAUUUCAGGAUGAUUAUGUUCCUCGGGAGAUGCAGCCUAGGCAAAGCUUUAAGCCCAGCCCUGUGGUCAAACGUUCUACCGUCCCGUUUAAUGGUGAUUCGAGCCAUCGCCUUGAUUAUGUACCUUAUCAGCUGGAAUCCAAGUGUGCAAAGCCCAAAGAGGUGUACAAGCCGACCACCCAACCCUUUGAGGAUCUCACAACUCACCGGUGUGACUUUCAGGGUCUUGUUGGCGAAUCUGCGGAACUCUGCAGACCUGCACACACCAGAGUGACCCCAAACGCUCGUUUUGAAGGAAGCACCGAAUUCCGAGAAAGCUUCCAACCGUGGGAAAUCCCACCACCUGCCGCCAAGAAGACACCAGCGUAUGUCCCCCCCGCAGGUCCCAUGCAGUUGAGCAGCACAAGCCAUCUUGACUACAUUCCCCAUCAGACCAAACGUGUUGUUCCCAUCAGGCCAGUUUCUCGGAGAAGGGACAACCAUUUUCCUUUUCAAGGAGAGAGCACCAUGAAGGAAGAUUUUGCAGCCUGGGAAAGCUGUCGUCCAGGACUGAUUAAGAGGCAGCAGCAGAUUCCCAACCCAUCCGGGAAAUUUGAUGGCUGGACCACCUUCAGGUCUCACUAUGUGCCGCACGAGCUCACUCCCACGGAGAGCUGCAGACCCGCGCCCGCUCUGAGGAGGGGCUCCGCUCCCUUCGAGGGCACAACCCUGUACUCCCGCGAGUACACGGCGAAGACACGGGAGGCCUGCCCCGCCCGCCUCCCCUCUCCCUCAGGCUGUGUCUUCGAAAAUACAAGUUCUGGAGGUCAUCGGUUCUUCCGCAAGGUCGCCCCCACGGCCUUCUGAUCACCCAACCACGUCUAACAGGAAGCUAAUGGGACGUUGGUUUUCUAAGGGCAAAGCCAAUUUGUUUACAGUGAAGAUCGUUUACGGGAGAUGUCAAACAAGUCAGGUUAAAUUUUCAAAGAAGAAAAUUAGAAGAUUAAUGAUAGGAAACGAGGACCUUGAUCUCUCACCAAGAUCGUCCUUCGCUGUGCUACUCUGAAGACUGAGUAGUGGGCGUUCCUACCUGGACCACUUUGAUUCCCAGCCGACCGCUGGGUUCCGGUCUCUGCUGUCCUGUACACGUCGGCUUCUCAUUGCAGCAAUCACAUGGUUACUGACCCUCACGUGUCCGGCGCACCAGGACUGUCCAGCACACCGCUGACCUCGACGGUGGGCUCCUCCUCCGGGACGGGGGUCUUCGUGGACACCCUGCACUGAGGUUGGCGCUGUCGAGGGUGACUGCCCCGCUCAAGUUCGCAGGAGGAGCCACAGUGUGACCAGCAGCAGCUCUGUGCGCGGGGAAUCAGGGCUCCGAGUUCGGGUCCCCGUGACCACACAGUUUCUCUUUGUGCCACCUCAGGCCGAUGACGGGCGUCCCGGAGCCCCCACGUGUCCCCAUGUGUAAAACUUUUGCUCUGCUCAGCUCACCAACGUUCUGUUCGGAGCAUCAGAGCAGAUGAUUCAUCGCAGCCCGAAAGUAAAAGUGCCAAACAAGUGUCAGAGACUGUUAGUAAGUCCCUUAAUCUCUUUUUUGAACCCGUUUUCUCAUUUUCCAAACGAGGGCCAUUACCUACUCAACACUCAUUUUCUGGCCUGAGGCUAGGAUUGUAAAAUGACCAAAUUUGCUUUGAGCUUACGAGCAGUGAGAUUUCUGAGCCUGUCCUCAGGCGCCUGAGGACUUGUUCCGCAGCCUGGGGAGCCUGGGCUCGGGAGUCCCGUGGUUUGAAGGCCGUGUUUAUAGGAAGGAAAGCACUGCGUGUUCCAGUAGUUCUGGGGACGGCCGGGCUCUCUGAAGAAUCUUCAGGGGGCCCCCAGGCGAUGACGUUCCUGAUUGUCAGGCCUGGAGUCCUGGCUCAGGCCUGGGGGGGGCUCGGUCCGGGGCCUAGUUAUGUCCUCCUUGUCCGGAGCGAGCAAAGCGCUAGGACGGGAGGGAGAGAAUGAGGUCAGGGAGCGAAGCAGGAAGCACAUGUUUAUAAACACUGAAAUUUUCCUAAUGAAUUAAACUCGUGUUGUUUUUAUUUUUUUCUCUGAUGAAUGAUUACAUUAGGAGAGUAUGAUUUAUUUUAUCACAAAGUGUAGCCUUUUGCAGCUUUAGAAUUCUUUCAAACUAUGUGCUUAAUUGAGAAUAAGUUCCUCAACAUUGGGUUAAAAUGUUUAUUUGCGGGUAGCUUGUGUGUAUGUCCGCUUGUAUUUAUUGGUGGAAAUUAUGACAUGUAGAAUUAUGUAUCUCUGCAGCCAUAAUAAAGCAUCAAUAAAAUGCAUUUUCAUGAAAUAA